AUGCCGCAGUCAGAUCCGAUUCAGCCCCAACGAGGGGAGAGGCAGCCUUUGCUGUCAGACACCAAUGACGGGACAGAAGCGCCAGAUCCGUCGUAUGGACCAUCUGAGCCUCAAUCGAGAGCACCGGUUAUAGAUGAUCAUCUGGCUUGGUUGGCCGGCAUUCCGUGGUACAGACGACCAGCUGCAGCUUGGUUGCUGCCCGUCGUGCUCAUCCUCGCCACUGCUGGUGGACUGUGCAUGGCACCGAAGCAAGAGAUUUUGACGCAAUUGGUGUGCCACGAGCUCGGUCUGGAUGGCAGAGGUGACAUGAGUCCCUCGCCUAAUGUCUUGCAGCAUCUCUCGCUCGUGGAACUUGUCAGUACCGCACCCCUCAACAGCCCUGCUCACUGCAGAACAAUUCCAGCAGUGCAGUCGGGCCUCUCUGCGUUGCAGCUAAGGAUGGAUCUUGCGAUGGGCAUCGCAGCAGUCAUCACCACUGGCUUUUGGGGCUCGCUAUCAGAUCGAUUCGGCAGAACACUUGUCUUGCGCCUUGGCGUCCUUGGUUUCCUCGCCAGCGACCUCUGCUUCAUUUCGGUGGCACGAUUACCGUUGGAGCAAGUACCGCUGGGCAGCAACUUUUUGGUCGUCGGUGCAUUGGUGUUUGGAAUCUUUGGCGGAUUUGCGACGCUAGCUGCUGCUUGCCAGGCCUACAUUGCCGACACUACGCCAUCCGGCUCCAAGAGUCGCGCUCUGAGCGUGUUUGGUGGGCUGAUGUUCCUCGGCUUCGGCCUUGGCCCACUGCUGGGUGGCAAUAUCAGCACGCACUCCAAUAACCUCGUGCUGCCUUUCUACGUCGCUCUCUGCGCCCACGUCCUGUACGCUCUUCUCGCCUUUGCUGUGCUGCCAGAAAGUGUGAGCAAGGCGCGGAUGGAGCUUGCUCAGAAGGAGUUCCGCAGACUUGUCGAACAAGCUGAGGCAGACGAAGGCCGGGCAGGCGCCGAUGAUCGAUACGUCGCGAAUCAGACGACACGAGCGUGCGGUCCGCUGGGAGGUGCGCGCCGCCGCCUGAACCGCGUCGUUGCAACAGCAAUACCGAUCUUCUUGAUGCCAUUCCAGCCACUGGCACUCCUGGCGCCCAAGAUGCGCUUCGUCCUCGACGAGCCUCCGCGCACGGAAUGGACCCCACGCGAGUCUCGUCUUCAUCCGGAAGCUUCCGCGUCGCACAUUUCGGUCUCGAGGAUACGCCAAAGCAAAAGAGAUUGGAACCUCACCUUGCUUUCCGCGGGCUACUUCUUGGAGGCGAGCGUCAUCGGCAUUCUGAGCCCAAAGAUUUCGUACGCGCAGUAUCGAUUUGAUUGGGGACCUGCCCAGCUCGGCGCAUACAUCAGCUUUGGAGCCAUUUGCCGCGUCGUUGCUCUCAUCGCCAUCAUUCCUCUGUUAAUCAAGUUGGUGCAUCGCCCUAAGCGCUCCAUCGCCCUGCCCCACGAUCACAUCAAUGCGGUCCAAGUGCUAGACGCUGAAGGCCGCAUUGUGGAUGUGCAAGAUGAGAGGGACAGUGACCGCGCUGUUGGCGAUGAUGCAGCAGCCGAAGAUCGCUACGCCGACUUGCCGGCCAACUUUGCCGAGGCUACGGGGAUGGGCACCGCAGAACCUCAGCUCGGUGCUCACGGCGCGGGCGCAACUGGAUCUGGCGCAUCCCACUCAGUGGAAGACCUUUGGCUUUUGCGUGCCAAGCACAUUCGCCUGCUGCACGACUCGCGCUUCGAUCGUCGGCUCGCACUCUUCAGCAUCUGCUUGUAUCUUGCUGGGUACGUCGGAAUCGUCUUUACAGCUGGCCAAGGCCCGAUCCCAUUCCUCAUCAGCAACGCAGUCACCAGUCUUGGUGGCGCGGCUCCCGCUGCGAUGAGCUCUCUAGCGCUCGCACUGCUCGAGCGGGAGACGGAUUCCGGCAAGCUCUUCGCAGCGUGGGCAGUGCUGAGUGCGAUUGCCACCACCGUCGUUGGUCCGACUGUCUUCAUCAGCGUAUACGAGAGGACGACCAAUACGUAUCCGGAAGCCAUGUUCGUGUUGGCUAUGGGUGAGUGAAAGGAAGCUUGCUUGACUUCUAGCAGCGCUGUUCCGCUGUGGACUCACACAUGCCAAACAUCGCUCCUCGCACAAGGCGUCUUCACCGUCGCUUUUGUAUUUGUGGCUCUCGUGCGACUUCGAAGAUCGCACUCCUUGCCCUCGCUGCCUGCCAGGCCUCACACCCCAGCCUCUCGAGCAGCGGCUCUGGCCGCCAAGCGCAAGAGUGUCGAAAGUCUGAACGCGAACGCACAGGACGGCGCUCAGUAUGGCUCUACACGAAGCGCGAGCUCCAGCGAAGCAGGCAACACCUCUACCAGGAGCAAGUGGCGCAUGAGGCCUUUAAGUCCUUGGCAGGCCCGCAAUGACGAUGCCGAGAGAUAG
This is a messenger RNA of Ceraceosorus bombacis, 2427 nucleotides long. Lineage: Eukaryota; Fungi; Basidiomycota; Exobasidiomycetes; Ceraceosorales; Ceraceosoraceae. The record is from the annotation of a GenBank genome assembly.